AAACGACCGCCGCUUAGCCUCGCCUCUCGCUCGUCUCUCUUUUGCCUCUCUUCUUCUCUUCCAGAGAAACAAAACCCUAUUCGAACCAAAACCGCGCCGCCCUCUCCUUCUUCCUUCUCUUCCAGAAUGAAACCAAAAACCUAGCUACCCAAACAACACCACCCUCUCCUUCUUCCUUCUCUUCUUUCACGUUUUCUUUCUCGGUCCACUCUUCCUCUUUGAGACGCGAAUAAAGAAGAGAACUUUUGCUUUAAAAAGCAAGCAAAAGCCACAAAAUGAAACCCAACUUCCUCUCCUAGAUUUUGGAAACAACGGGAAUAUAAUCGAAGCAGCGGUGGCAGUGACGAUAGCGACUAGGAGAGAAUUUAAAGGUUCAUUUUCUUGCUUUGCAUGCUCGAUUUCUACUAUUUUUAGAUUUGAUUUUAGGGGUUUUAGAGUUAUGAUUCCUAUUUUCUUGUUUCUUUCCACAAAAACCGACUUAAACCGAAGAGGGCUUCUCGAUCUGUUUCUCCACUCUCGUCGCCGGCCACAAAGCAUAAGCCAACAUCCUCAAAUCGACUAGAAAGGCUUUGAUAUAGCUAGAAAUUGGCUUGCAUGUGGAUUUUUGGACGAGUUUUUGUUUGAAUUUGUUUGCGACCUUUCGUUAUCUAAUGUUUUCUAUGGGUUUUGGUUUCGGGCGAGGGGAAAACGGGGAAGGCAAGCCUUGCCACCGGCGGGUAUGGGUGGAGGUGGGAAGAGAACACAAAGAUCAAGAAGGAAGACGUCGUCACCGGCUACUAGGUUUUAUGAGCAGACAGAUCUAUGUGAGGUCUCUCAUAACUCGAUUAAUGUGGGACUGAGAGAGAUGAAAUUUUAAAAAUUUCGGAUUAUAUGGUUGUAGGUUAAAUGUUUGUGAAUCUGAAUACUAAAAAAAAAAGGUUAUGUGUGUGUUCUGGUAAUUUUUUAUGUUGUUGGAUUUGAUCUGCGGUCUUGGAUCUAACUCUACAUACUCUCGAAGUUAGAAAAUAAAGGAUUUCUGAACUAGAAAUUUAAUUAACAUACUCCAAAUUGUUAGUUUUGGCGAUUGUAAAUCACUGCUUCUGCUCGUGAUUUGCUAGACUGGGUACUAUAAAUCAUUGCUACUGCUUAUGAUUUUGG
Messenger RNA from Linum tenue, 1137 nucleotides. The record is from the annotation of a GenBank genome assembly. Lineage: Eukaryota; Viridiplantae; Streptophyta; Magnoliopsida; Malpighiales; Linaceae.